GCAAAUUCAGAAUACGCACACGGGGCUGGAUUUGUCGGUGCCGGAGUACCAGGAAGUCCGUGGGAAGAUGAUGACUGGCCACGUAGAGUAUCACGUUGUCGUUGUCACCCGACUGGCAGCCUUCAAAUCAGCGAAGCACAAGCCUGAAGAUGUAGUUCAAUUUAUGGUCUCCAAGAAGUACAGCGAGAUAGAGGAGCUCUACCAGAGACUGCUGGCACGAUAUCCACAGGCUUCUCUUCCACUCUUGCCUAGAAAGGUUCUCUUCGUGGGGGAAUCUGACAUCUGUGAACGAAGAGCAAUAUUCAAUGAUAUCAUGAAAUUCAUCUCCAAAGAUGAGGAUCUGGCAACAAGUCCUGAGUUACUGGAAUUUUUAGGAACAAAAUCUUCUAGUGCCAUUGACUUCAAAGGUAAAAAUAUGCCUAAUGACAAGGAGAAAGAAGAGGAAGAAAAUGAAGCAUUGGAUUUCUUCAGAGAGGAGAAGACACCUGACUUAAUCUCACAGCUUUCAUCACUGGAAAAUGUCAAAAAAGGGGGAAAAAAAGAAGAGGAAAAGGAGGAAGAAGAGGAGGAAGUUUUAGAUCCUCUUGGUAUAAUCAG
Molecule: messenger RNA, 597 nt
Organism: Acanthisitta chloris (rifleman)
Lineage: Eukaryota; Metazoa; Chordata; Aves; Passeriformes; Acanthisittidae
Product: HCLS1-binding protein 3-like
Exons: 3
Molecular function (GO): phosphatidylinositol binding
Source: RefSeq, a predicted model, not a curated record